AUGUUUCUCAGUCGCCAAGGACGCUCGGAUGAUCCAAGACCACCGCGUGAACCAUGUAAAUGUGGAUGUAUGUGCUGCUCGUUCCGCCGUGCAUGCAUUUGCUACUGUUGCAAUCCAGUGCCACCGCGAUACAAGGCCAGAUGUGGGCACAUCAGCUGCGUAGACAAUUCACGACCGCGUUACGAAAAGGGAAUUCUUCCUGCGUACGAAAUAAUCAUACAUCCACCGGGUCGAUACGGAGAAAUUUCUCGCACAAUCGUCCUCGAUUAUUGUACUCUGUACGGCUUCGCGCCUAUUCCAGAGCCAGGCACUUGCACAUGUGGCUCUCCAAAUUGCAAGGACACUGGAAGAAUUCGUCCCACCCUAGUGCCAACUAUCGUAGAGGAAGAUGAAACGGAGAUCGAUGACGAAUCUGAACAGGACACUGGAGCUGAGGAGGCAAUUGCUACCGACACUGUGGCCGAAGAAGAAGAAAAAGAUAACACCAAGGUAGGAACUAUGCCCGUAGAAGAAUCUACGACCGGGGAGGAAGCUAAUGUUGGAAAGGAAGCUGAGACUGCGGAGGAAGCUAAGGUUGGAGAGGAAGCAGAUAUCGACGAGAAAGCGAAGAUCGAGGAGAAAUCAAAUACAAAAAGGGAAGCUGAAGUCGAAGUAGAUAUUGCCGCAGAAGUGGAAAUUGAGGCUGGAAAGGAGCUUAAGGCAGAAGAUAUUGAUUCUUGCGACGAGGUUGAGAUGGCUGUAGAAGCACGUGCCGACGACGAAACUGACUUUGGAGAGAACGAUGAAGAAAGGAUUGAGGUUGAGGUGUUCUUGAAAAUCGUGACGAUGGAAGUGACACCAUCUACUAGCACUAGCGGGCAAAUUGACGAGGACAUCACUGGCAAGGACAAGGCCGUCAAUGAAAAGGUUGCUGAUGAAGAGAAUUAUUCCGAUGAAGGACAUGAAGCUGAGGAGAAUGCCGAGGACGACGACGAGCUUAAAUCAAAAAUCUGA
Molecule: messenger RNA, 993 nt
Organism: Caenorhabditis bovis
Lineage: Eukaryota; Metazoa; Nematoda; Chromadorea; Rhabditida; Rhabditidae
Source: the annotation of a GenBank genome assembly